AUGCCUUCUCAAUCAACAUCUUUUCCAUAUGACAGAGUAGAAACACCAUUAACAAACUCAACAACAGCAUCAGCCCCAACUUUAUCCUCUACGCCAACACCUAUUGACAACAAUACAAGACAUCGCUCCGGUUCUUUUCAAACACCGUUUACUCAAGGCAUCUUCAAUACAUGGCUAGGUGACGUGAUUCAAAGCCCUACUUCUCCUACCAGCACCGAUCAACUUUUAAAAGGGGAUGAUAGUCAUAUGAUUACCAGUACGUUGGCUUCUUUGGGUUUGGAUGAUCGACUUCAUAGACCUUCUCUUCAUACAAGUCAUUCUUAUUCAUCAUUACAGUCUACAACAGAUGAGGAUUGGUAUCGUCAUCAAUCUCAUGGAUUAUCAACUACCACAACACCAUCAUCAAAUUAUGUAUCAACAACCGAAAUUCAAUUCAGGGGUAAUACCUCCGCGAAUGCUUUAUAUUCAUCUUCAUUAUCAACUGCUUCUGAUAGUCCAAGAAUGAUACGAAUGUCACCUAUGUAUCGUCAACAACAACGUCCUUUUUUACGCCUGUCUACCAGUACUGCCGAUUUAAUUGAAAAUAUGAACCGUCAACGCAAGAUUCAUUCUGAUGAUCCUUUUCUCACAAUUCCCAAUGAAAAGAGCUGCAUUUUAGACGGUGAUGUCAAUUAUGAUUCUUCUUCAAAUAUGGUGAACAAUGAUACUUCACAAACGACAAUCAUUACAUCACAAACACCAACAAGAUCAUUAUGGUUCGGUCAUUUGGAUUCUUCUUUUAAUUUGGAUGAUUUGACAGCCAUGUUUACAAGGUUUGGACCUAUUGACACUAUUCGACGUUUACCGGAUCAAUAUAUUUUGAUCAAUUUUGUACAUGUAGAAGAUGCUAUCAAGGCAAAGGAAGCGAUCGUCAAUCAACAAAUGAAUGGUUAUUUGGAUUCUUCAAUAUUACGUAUUGGUUAUGGAAAAUUGGAUGUUCCAUCUCCGUCGACACUGGAAUUUGGCAAUGUGCAAGGACCUACAAGGGCAUUAUAUGAUGCUGUGCGUGCCAAACAAGCUUUACAAUCAAGAGAAAUCAUGGGUCCUGGAUCUGGUCCUGUACGUAUUGGAUUUGCCAAAGUACCUUGUAUGAAAUCAAAUGGAAAAACGCCUGUACAAAAUGAAGAUGGCUUUGAAAAUGUGUUGAUACCCGGAUCUUCCAAUACAACCAGUUUUAUGACAAAUUCUUCGACACCUCCUCCUACAUCUACUUCCUCUACUUCAAAAUUAAUCUGGUGUUCUUCCUCUGGUAUAUCUCCAAUCAAUCUUACUUAUGCACCAAAUAUGGAUGCUUACACGAUGUAUUAUAUGAUGAAUGAAAUGAAUGGUGGUCAUCCAAAUAAUAUGCUUGCUGCUGUGGCUGCGGAACGACAAUAUAUCAUGAAAGAAUUGGGCGAAGAUGAUGCGGAUGGUGCAUUAUUUGAUGGUCUUCACAUGGCUCUUACGUAUUACCCUACCAUUGCUCCUGCACCUGAACUUGGUCAGCAACGUGGCAUAGAUAUUUCAAGAUUGCGUGAUAUUCGCAAAAGAUUGGACAAUGGUAGCUCUAUUCCAUUACAAGAAGUAGAAGCAAUUGCUAUGGAAUGUAUGGAUGAUUUGGUGGAACUUUGUAGUGAUUAUAUUGGAAAUACAGUAGUGCAAAGAUUAUUCGAACGAUGUUCUGAAACAACGAAAUCCAUCAUGUUGGAUGUGGUGGCACCUCAUAUUGCUUCGAUUGGCGUACAUAAAAAUGGUACAUGGGCAGCCCAGCGGAUUGUCGAUACUUCCAAAUCACCAGGUCAAAUCAAUGUGGUGUGUGAACAUAUACGACCUUAUGUGCCUGCUUUAUUAUUGGAUCAAUUCGGAAACUAUGUAGUACAAUGUUGUCUUGCCCUUGGCCCUGAAACCAAUCAAUUCAUUUUCGAUGCUAUUGUAGAUAAUUGUUGGGAAAUCGCUCAAGGUCGAUUUGGUGCGCGUGCAGUACGGGCUACUUUGGAAAGUCCUCAUGUUACAAAACGUCAACAGAAAUAUGUAGCGGCUACAUUGAUACAGCAUGCUUUACUUUUGGCAACCAAUGCAAAUGGAGCUCUGUUACUGAUUUGGUUAUUGGAUACUUCUGGUAUCAUGGGAAGAUAUCGUGUAUUAGGUCCACGUCUGAUUCCUCACUUGUCAAAAUUAUGUACACAUAAAUUGGCAUCCUUGACUGUCCUCAAACUCAUCAAUCAACGACAUGAACCCGAAGCAAGACAACAAAUCCUUGAUACUUUAUUCUUUCAUCAAAAUGAUCAAGUUUUGUACGACGUAUUAUUGGAUCAAGUACAUGGCGUGAGCCUGAUACAAAAGAUUCUUUCUAGUUCCUAUGUGGAUUUACGUGAACGACAACGAAUGGCCGAACGUGUGAAACAAAUGUUGGCAAAGAACAAAUUAUUACAUAUACAAGGCUACAAACGGUUAUUGGAAGAAAUCAAUAUGGUGAUGGUGGAUUCCAAUCCUGGUCCAAGUUUGGCUGCUACUUUACCUGGUGUCAUCAUGCCUUCUGCUUCCACUGCUGUAUGGAUGAAUCAAGAAUGGGCCGCCUUGCAUGCUCAUUAUAUUUCUGCGGCAACAGCAGUUAUCCAACAACAACAGCAACAACAACAGCAACAACAACAGCAACAGCAACAACAACAGCAACAACAACAACAACAGCAACAACAACAACAGCAACAACCUUUAGAUGAUACAACAAAUAUGAAUGUAACAUCUUGUUCAUCAUCAUCGCCAUCAAAUCCAAUCAAUCCUUCUACUACUUCGACUUCUCAAAUACUAUCCGGUACUAUAUCCUUGGAUCAAGAAUCAUCUAUCUCAAAUCCUUAG
Halteromyces radiatus is the source of this 2874-nucleotide messenger RNA. RefSeq names its product armadillo-type protein. The record is from RefSeq and is a predicted model, not a curated record. Gene Ontology annotation, molecular function: RNA binding. NCBI's taxonomy places the organism in Eukaryota, Fungi, Mucoromycota, Mucoromycetes, Mucorales, Cunninghamellaceae. The transcript has 7 exons. The coding region runs from base 1 to 2874 and encodes 957 amino acids.